Molecule: messenger RNA, 1324 nt
Organism: Coffea eugenioides
Lineage: Eukaryota; Viridiplantae; Streptophyta; Magnoliopsida; Gentianales; Rubiaceae
Exons: 4
Coding region: 94-873 (259 amino acids)
Biological process (GO): DNA damage response; fatty acid metabolic process
Cellular component (GO): mitochondrial matrix
Source: RefSeq, a predicted model, not a curated record
UUUUUAACAGCGUUAUCAAGUCGUUAGGGUGCGUGAGGCGGAGGAGCAAGUGCAGGGGAUCCAUCGGUGGGAGACCCUUAGAACCUAGCUAAGAUGGAAGAGGAGGUGAGGAUGCUUCUCCAGGACGCUUUUGGCGAAUUAUCAGAUGGCGAAGGCGGCGAGGAAGCACAAGAACGGAAGUCCCAAGAUUUGAACAAGCUCUCGAUUUUUGGUGAAAUCCAAAACUGGGAAAGAAUUGAGCAAAUUAAGGGCUUAUGGUUAUGCAGGGACUUCCUAUCUCCCGAUCAACAAUCUUCGCUGCUCUCCGCAAUCCAAAAAGAAGGAUGGUUGAGUGAAUUCUCUGGAAAUCAGGCCAUGAGAUUUGGAAAUCUUCCCCAAUGGGCCAUUGAACUUUCCAACUCCAUUAAGGAGGCUGUUUUCGUCGGUCAUUAUCUCUCUGAAUCCAUGAACUUACCAACUCAUGACAAAGGUAAAGAGGCCUACCCCCUUCCACCAGAAUUGUUGUGGAGGGAACCGCUAUUUGAUCAACUUAUUGUGAACACAUACCAACCAGGUGAGGGAAUUUGUGCGCAUGUUGAUCUGAUGCGCUUUGAAGAUGGAAUUGCCAUUCUUUCUUUGGAAUCAUCCUGUGUCAUGCACUUUAGUCUAGUUGAGGAUGAGUUAUCUGAUUAUAGAGAGGAGAAGGCGGGCAAAAAUAGUUCUUCUGCAAAGAUCCCUGUGCUUUUAACCGAAGGAUCGUUGGUCCUAAUGUGGGGAGAAGCACGCUACUUUUGGAAGCAUGAGAUUAAUAGGAAGCCUGGUUUUCAGAAGUGGAUGGGGCAAGAAAUUGAUCAAAGAAAGCGAACCUCUAUUACAUUGAGGAAGCUUUGCUAAACUACACCAUAUUCCGUGGUAUAUCCCAGCUCCACAUCUAAUUUUCAGCAGCUCGAUUCUACUUUGCUGUGGUAGUAAUUAUCGCGUGUAUAUGAAUAUCCUUCCCGUCGCCCAGCGGUUGGGAAGGACUAAUUGGCUAUUGCUUCAGGUGAGAUCAAUAUGAUUUAAGCUUUUGGGAGUCGAGGCUUGAUCUCGGGAGCGCGAUAGACUGUCCGUUUGUUCCUUUAAGACAAAACAACUCACUCCUUGACCAGGGCCUUUUAUUCUUUUUCACUGGUGGUUCUUUCUACUUGUAUUCUAUUCGGUCAAUGCUCCAAUUUCCAACGGCCCACUGUGAGGGCAAGACAUUCCUGGCGAACAUAUUAUUGUAAUUUAUAGCCCCUCGAAUGUAAAACUAUAAUAGCCAAUCGAAUGCGAGGGUAAUAGAAUGUCUCAAGCGUGCUUUCUGAUA